This is a messenger RNA of Exophiala viscosa, 2110 nucleotides long. Its product is annotated as heat shock 70kDa protein 5. Gene Ontology annotation, cellular component: endoplasmic reticulum lumen; endoplasmic reticulum chaperone complex; cytoplasm. Bases 123 to 1856 code for a protein of 577 amino acids. Gene Ontology annotation, biological process: endoplasmic reticulum unfolded protein response; 'de novo' cotranslational protein folding; regulation of translational fidelity. Lineage: Eukaryota; Fungi; Ascomycota; Eurotiomycetes; Chaetothyriales; Herpotrichiellaceae. Gene Ontology annotation, molecular function: ATP-dependent protein folding chaperone; ATP binding. The record is from RefSeq and is a predicted model, not a curated record. The transcript has a single exon.
CCCAAACGUGCCUUACACAGUGCACUGCUGUUCAGAGGUUUUUCUCGGCUGCUUAAGUCUUUAUCGCGUCAAUCCUUGGUGGCUACACGAUCGUCGCACCCGAAUUUAUCUUUGGAACCAGCAUGAGCGACGAAACCAAUGGGUCCCAAACGGGCUCAACUGAGCAUUAUGCUAUUGGUAUCUCCUUCGGCAACUCGUACAGUUCAAUAGCACACAUCUCUGGUGAAGGCAAAGUUGAGGUCAUUGCGAACGAGGAAGGAGACCGACAGAUCCCCUCUAUCCUUUCGUACAUUGACGGAGAGGAAUACCAUGGCACACAAGCCAAAUCGCAGCUGGUGCGAAACAACAAGAAUACGAUUGCAUACUUCAGAGACUUCGUUGGAAAGGACUACAAGUCGAUAGACCCUACACCUUGUCAUGCCUCCGCACACCCUCUCGAGAGCGACGGUCAGAUUGUCUUUUCAGUGCAAGAGAAGGAAGAUGAGGAACAAUCCAAAAUCCCUGUCUCGGAGGUUACCACGCGGCACCUACGCAGGCUGCAAAACUCUGCGGCUGACUUCACUGGCAAGACCGUCAAUGCGGCUGUUGUCGCCAUCCCCACAGAUACCAAUGAAGAGCAAAAGGAUGCAUUAACAAAAGCUGCUGCCAACAUCAAGGUGGAAAUCCUGCAAUUUAUCCCUGAGCCUAUUGCCGCUCUACUAGCAUACGACUCUCGGUCAGAGGCUGCCACCACCGCCGAUAAGACUGUGAUCGUCGCCGACUUUGGUGGUACGCGAUCUGAUGUUGCGGUCAUUGCUUCAAGAGGAGGAAUGUACAGCAUUCUUGCAACUGCGCAUGACUAUGAACUUGGUGGUGCACAAUUGGAUCAGGUCCUGGUCGACCACUUUGCAAAAGAGUUUGAGAAGAAAAACAAGACCGAUCCCAGGAAGAAUGAGAGAAGCCUGGCCAAGCUGAAGCUUGAGUCAGAGGCCGUCAAGAAGACCCUCAGUCAGAGCACCAGUGCAACAUUCAGCGUGGAAAGUCUUGCAGACGGUAUUGACUUCAGAUCUACAAUCAACAGAAGUCGUUAUGAGAUCAUCGCGCUCAAGACAUUCGGCCGCUUCGCUCGUCUGGUCGAGGAAGUCAUCAAAAAGGCAGAUCUUGACGUGCUCGACAUUGACGAAGUCAUUCUAUCCGGCGGCAGUUCGCACACGCCGAAGAUCGCUAGCAACAUCGAGGCACUGUUCCCCGAGACGACGAAAGUUUUGGCACCCGCAACCACUCCUUCCGCACUUAACCCGUCCGAGUUGUCCGCAAGAGGAGCAGCUCUGCAAGCCUCUCUGAUCCAAGAAUUCGACAAGGAAGAUAUUGAUCAGUCUACACACGAGAUGGUUACUGUUACGCCACACCUGACAGCCGCCAUCGGCUAUCAAUAUACCGGCCAAUCCUCCGACGCAUUCACCGUCAUCAUCCCGCCAGCCACGGCAGUCCCCGCACGGAGAACCCAAGUCAUCGAGGGUCUCCAGGGUGAUGUUCUCAUCCGCAUCACUGAAGGUGAGCGUGAGAUUAAAGUCACCAAAGAGGAGCCGAAGGCGAAACCGGAUACAAACGGCACCAAGGAAGACGAUGAUGAGGACGAAGAUGACGAGGAUGAUGAGGAUGACGAGCCCGAGGAAAUCCGUGAGAAGAUCUGGAAAACCACGCAGCCGCUUGCAGAGUUCGUCCUCAAAGACCUCAAGAAGGGCUCGAAGGUGGAAGUCAUGGUCAACGUCGAUGCUGAUAUGUCUUUGUCAAUUACGGCUCGACCUGUCAAAGGGCAAGGCGGUAUCAGAGGAGAAAUCAAGGCGAAGGCGACGACUCAGAACGGCAGUGCUUGAAUCGCUUCUCGCUGAGUAGCAUGGCGUGGCGUGAUGAUACUUGGUUUUUCCUUGCAGGCGGAAUAAAAGAAUGCACUGUUUUUGUAUGGCUAUGAACAUAGACGGUCAUGAUACCUACGGAUCAGGAUCGGUGUGAGCUGCAUUGGCUCAAUUGCUCGAGAAUACAAUAUCUCAUACAAUGUGCGUACAGUCUCUCAUAUCCCAUCUUGCCUCUCAGUGAUACCUUGACUGGAUCGUUUUCGACCAUCAAUACU